Molecule: messenger RNA, 4038 nt
Organism: Glarea lozoyensis ATCC 20868
Lineage: Eukaryota; Fungi; Ascomycota; Leotiomycetes; Helotiales; Helotiaceae
Product: EF-hand
Exons: 4
Coding region: 1-4038 (1345 amino acids)
Biological process (GO): endocytosis; endosomal transport
Cellular component (GO): cytoplasm; plasma membrane
Molecular function (GO): protein binding; calcium ion binding
Source: RefSeq, a predicted model, not a curated record
AUGGCGGAAGAUCCAACGGCACCAAGCCUCAACCUUACACCUGACGAGAAACGGGUAUUCGGUCAACUAUUUCGACAAGCUGAUACGGAAAGCAUCGGGGUGGUGACUGGAGAGGUUGCUGUCAAGUUCUUCGAGAAGACGAGACUGGAACCUCGUAUCUUGGGAGAGAUAUGGCAGAUUGCAGAUAAGGAAAAUCGAGGCCUGCUCACACCAGCGGGAUUUGGGAUAGUCUUAAGGUUAAUUGGACAUUAUCAAGCUGGCCGAGAUCCUUCUCCCGAAUUGGCAUUUCAACCUGCCCCUCUUCCUAAAUUUGAUGGAGGUCUCCCAACCGGAAUUAGUCCUACAAUACAGCCUCCUCCUGGCCCUCCACCAUCCGCACUGCAACCACAAGGAAGCGGCAAUGGUCCUAUCAGAGUUCCACCGUUGACCCCAGAAAAGGCGACUCAAUAUGCUGCGUUGUUCGAAAAGUCUGGCGCUGUCAACGGACACCUUCCUGGGGAACAAGCAAAACAAAUCUUUGAGCGUGCUGGUUUACCGAAUGAUAUACUUGGUCGGAUUUGGACAUUGGCGGAUACUGAACAGAGAGGCGCUCUACAAGCUACGGAAUUUGUGAUCGCAAUGCACUUGCUAGCUUCCUUCAAGGCCGGGCAGCUGAGAGCGCUUCCAAAUAUUCUUCCAGCUGGUUUGUAUGAAGCUGCCGCGAGGAGGACACCGAGUCGACAAUCAACCGGCUCUUUGCAGGGCAUCCCAAGACAGUUCAGCGGCAAUCCCGCUCAGCGUGCUGGAAGUCCUCUUGCUCGAUCAUUUCCCCCACCACCUCCUCAGGCACCUCAGCAUAGUGGGAUGGCUGUUGCAAAUGACUGGGCCAUUAGCCCAUCUGAUAAAGUUAAAUUCGAUGGCAUCUACAUGGGAUUAGAUAAAACCAACAAAGGGUUCAUUACAGGGGACGAAGCAGUACCAUUUUUCAGCGAGUCAAAAUUGCCAGAGGAAGUUUUGGCGCAGAUUUGGGAUCUUUCGGAUAUCAGAUCAGCAGGUGUAUUGACCAGAGAUGAAUUUGCUGUUGCCAUGUAUCUUAUACGACAACAGCGAGGUAAACGUGAUGAAAGAGACACAUUACCAGCAACACUGCCGCAGAACUUGGUUCCUCCAAGUAUGCGAAAUCAAGUUAGACCAACUGCUGUACCUACAGCGCCUAUAUUUGAUGCCGCUCCUACUCUUCCUAAAUCCGCAGCGGAAGACUUAUUCGGACUUGAUGCUUUAGCAUCGCCUACAACUGCUCCAGUUCCUGCACCUAUUCAACCAUUAUCAACAGGCGGUUCUGGAGCAUUUGAUCUCACUAACGAUCCUUUCGGAAACAGCAAACCCAUGACCCCGUCCUCCCCAGCUCGUCAACCUCCAGUUCUGGGAUCAUCUUCAGUUUUCAAACCCUUCGCUCCAUCCUCGUCCUUUGGCCAGUCUUUAACUCAACAAGCCACUGGAGGUUCGAACAACGGACCCAUGCAACAAUCAUUUCAAACUCAACGCUCCGCCACCGAGGAUUUACUUGGAGAUAAUGAUCCCGAGGAAAGCAAGAAGUUCACAAACGAAAGUGCGGAGCUCGGAAACCUCUCUAAUCAGGUUGGAACUCUGUCGACGAAAAUGCAAGAAGUUCAGGCGCAAAAGGUCACUACACAAAACGAACUGGGCCAGUCAAGCGCACAAAAGCAGCAGUUUGAACAACGGUUGGCUCAGUUGAGAACACUCUACGAGCAAGAAGUACAAUCAGUCAAGAGUCUCGACGAGAAGCUUACAGCAUCACGGAAUGAAACCAAAGAUCUCCAAACCAAGAUUGCAAUGAUCGAAGGCUCCUACCAAGACUUACAAACUCAACAUCGUCAAACAGCAGCGGCUUUGCAAGCAGAUCAACAGGAGAAUGCUAGUUUGAAAGAGAAGAUGCGUGUCAUCAACGCCGAGAUCACACAGUUGAAGCCGGCUUUGGAGAAGUUGCGGUCGGACGCUCGUCAGCAGAAAGGUUUGGUGGCCAUCAACAAGAAGCAGCUCACAACUAAUGAAAACGAAAGAGAAAAAUUGAAGGCUGAGGCACAGGAGUUGAAUCGAAGCAUACAGGAGGAUACCAAGAUAUUAGCAGAGCAAUCAAGAACUCAGAGUCCAACAAAUAUCACCAGUCCAGCUCAGGUUGCUAGUCCAGCCCCAUCUUCGAUGAGUGCCAACAACCCAUUUUUCCGACGACAUGGAAGCACAUCCGAAAUACCAUCUCCCCCCCUUGCAUCGCCAAUUCAGCAGACCGACCGUUCUUUUGAGAAUGUUUUCGGUCCUGCUUUUGGAGGUACUGUAGCUUCCCCAGCCCUAGGUGGACCUCCUCCUACGACAUUUGGUCAUUCCGUUGACACUACUCCCGCACCAAAUACACUCUCCCGUGCUACAACUGGACAUGGUGAAUUCUCUUCUCCAGCAACAUCUUCCCCUGCCACCUCCCACCGAGAAUUACCUACCGCGCAAGCUAUCAUACCACCUCCACCAGCGUCACGAGAGAUCAGCUCAAGUUUUCUACCUUUCCCAAGCCAUGAAGAUUCUGUCACCUCGUCGCGCCAAGUAUCUGCCCCAAAUAGCAGAUACGGAGAAGAUUCUACUGGAGCCGAUACACCAACAAACUACAUCGGCAACACACCUACAGGAUCUUCCUCUGCGGGACCUAACGAAAACGUGAGAGCCGUGUCUCCAAACAUCGAUCGUCACUCGACAGCAUCGCCAGCCAGCACAGGUAAAGAGCCCAUGCCAGGAUCUUUCCCCGGGGACGUUAAUUCCGGGCUUGUAGCUACACCAACGGGAGGGAGUACUCUGAGUGAACAGGCCGCGUCGGAUCCUUUCUCAAUCAACAACAAAGACCUUUCACGGUCUGCUACGUCGAAAGAUGAUUUCGACUCUGCAUUUGCCGGGUUUGGCGGGGCUGCAAAACCACAAGAGAGGAUGAAUACUGGCUCCUCUGCUGGUGGCUCCAAUGGUGGAUUGCAACCGGGGUUUAACAAGGAGUUUCCUCCAAUUGCUGAAUUGGAAAACGACGAUGACAGUGAAAGUGCCAGUGACGCUGGCGGAUUUGACGACGACUUUUCACCUGCGUCGCCAGGUCACACCAGACAGAUCAGUUCAUCUCAGUCACCUACCGUUGCCAAAGCCCCACCCAUACCAGCACCAGCUGAAGAGUCAAACGACUUCCUUUCUGCAAGACCCAUUGCGGUACAGAAUGCGUCUGCCUUGAGCUUAGGCACAUUACCUCCCACACCAGGAGCGCAAGCCUCUCCACCAGCAUAUGACAAGACAAUAUCACCAAGUGAGACGGCACACUCAGAGGUCCAACAAUUCUCGGGACUUUUGCCAACCAGAGAAAUACCAUCAUCACCACCACCAGCACUUCCUCCCACCUCAGUAGGCCAGCCUUCAUUUGUGGCGCCGACAACAUCUGUCCAACCUACCCCUCCAGCAAAAGUCCCCUUCGGCGACGAUUUCGAUGAAUUUGACGAUCUAGAAGAUGCUAAGGAGGGGGACGCUGAUGAUGAGUUUGCCAAUACUUCAACCGACCGUUCUGGUCUUGAUGAUUUCAAUCCAAUGUUUGACAGUCCACCACAAUCAAAGGGCGCUGAUCACGUCGCCCCUCAGAACGGCUUUGGCAACGACGGCAUGUUUGGAGACUUCACAGCGUCACCACAAACGACUCAUCCAAAACCAAAUUCUGCUGCUCCUGCUCCUGCCGCAAAUGCAGUUAAUGAUAGCCACGACUGGGAUGCUAUCUUUGCUGGGUUGGACGGACCUGCAAGAGAUCCAUCACCAGUGAAAGCCGAAGCGCCUACGAGUAAUGGAAACGCGCUUGCCCCAGAUAGACCUCAGAUUGGCAGGGCUCUUACUGAAGCAGGUGUUCACGAUGACCCUAUUUUGAAAAACUUGACAGGCAUGGGAUAUGCCCGAAACGAUGCACUAGCUGCAUUGGAGAAGUAUGAUUAUAAUCUGGAGAGGGCUGCUAAUUACCUUGCAAGCCAGUCGUAA